Galdieria sulphuraria is the source of this 2308-nucleotide messenger RNA. Its product is annotated as CCR4-NOT transcription complex subunit 4. The transcript has 5 exons. NCBI's taxonomy places the organism in Eukaryota, Rhodophyta, Bangiophyceae, Galdieriales, Galdieriaceae. Gene Ontology annotation, biological process: protein ubiquitination. Gene Ontology annotation, molecular function: ubiquitin-protein transferase activity. Gene Ontology annotation, cellular component: CCR4-NOT complex. Bases 198 to 2285 code for a protein of 695 amino acids. The record is from RefSeq and is a predicted model, not a curated record.
UAUUUUUAUUUGCUCAAAAAAUACUUAUAGAAAAUAUUUGUCUAUUCCCUAUUCACUCAUGUUUGACUAUUUACCAAAGAAGGACAGCACCAUUUGAGAAGAAGCUUUUGUGCAUUGCCAUUGGGAGCAAAAGGAGGUUGUCGAUAUUUUUGGCGCUUGGUUUGUGUAUAAACUUGUUGUAAUAAUUGCUGUGAAAGAUGACGCAAGUAAUGGAAAAAGAAUGGUGCAACUCUGUCAACUGUCCACUUUGUUUGGAAGAGUUGGACCUGACUGAUCUUUCCUUGAAACCUUGUCUAUGUGGUUAUCAGGUUUGUCUAUAUUGUCUUCACUACAUUCGAGAACAACAAGAUGACAAGUGCCCUGCUUGUCGAACGCCAUAUACUGAAGAAAACUUUUCAAUUACCAAGUUGGACCCAGAAGUUGUCUCUCAGUUUUCUCGUAGAGGGUUGAAUAAGAAGAAGGAACGUUUAAAUAUUCCAGAAACAGAUUCUUAUUCCCCCAAAACUCGUACUACACCCUGUUCACAGCAUCGCUUACGCAACAACGUCAACUGGAAGAGGUUAAGAAUUAUCCAGAAAAACCUCAUUUGUGUGAAAGGUCUAGUCUCUUCUAUUUGUAGAGCAGAUGUAUUAAGAAGGGAAGAAUUAUUUGGACGCUUUGGUAAGUUGUUGCGUGUUCUAGUGGACAGAGGUCGUUGGACAAGUGGUGGUUUUCGAGAGUCGAUUGGAACCUCGGAUAUAGUAGCUAUAAAGGCAAUGAACAAUGAAGUUAUUUAUGAUACGAAAAUUCGAGUGAGUUUGGCAACGACCAAAUAUUGCAAUGCCUUUUUGGAGUCUGGACAACCGCAGUGGUGUGAUAAUCCGUAUUGUUUAUAUCGACAUGAAAGUGCAAAUUCUGAAGAUGUAGUAACAGCUGAUUCCUUACAAUCACUUGGUUUAGCUCCACCACCACCACAUUAUCUAUUUUCUAUGAAAAAGUUUCGUUCUCAUUCCAUUCCACCUGGUUAUUAUCUUCCAAACCAUCGUAAACAACAUAAUUAUGAAGAUUCUCAACAUAGUUUUUUGGAAAGAAACAAAAAGCUUGGAAUGAGCACUCAUUCACCUGCUUCUAGUGGAUGGAGUCGUUCCCUUGACUCGGACGAACAACUUUCUUUGGAUGAUAACUCGAUUGGUAAUGAAGAUGAAUGUUUUAGUGAGAAGAAGAAAAUGAAGAACUUAUUGUAUACAGAAGAAAAUGGUAGCCUUGAAAAGAGAGCAACUGGUAAUACUUUAGAAUAUCUUUCCAAUGGCAACUACGAGAAGCCUCAUUCAAUAUUAUCAGAUACUGGAGAGCUUCCAACAUUGGAUAUGUCUGGAUUGUUAUUAGAAAGUGUCGCUGGUAUGAAUUCACCUGGUUUGGAUAUGUACCAUUUCAAGAAUAGAAUGUCUUCACGUUUUGAUUUUCAUUCCUACAAUGAAAGCCAUGAUAGUGAUGACUCAUUAUCUCCAAGUGACUCGGACAAAAGUAGAACAAAUCCAACUACAGAGUGGUUAAGUGACUCGAAAGCUUUUCAUGAGCCGCCCACAUUAUUGGAAAAUGAUGAAUGGAUUACUCCUGAGAAGAGAUUGGAAAUGAUGUUUGGUAAUGAUGUCGUUAAUCACUUUGUUUCAUUGGAUGCUCUUCCUUCUUUGAAUGACUUGUUGACCCGCUUGCAAUCUUCCAAAACAAAGGAGGAAAGCACCAAGGAGCUUGUUGUUGACAAGGAGCAAAGGCAUUUCAAUAUAUCGGAAAAUGACUCUAAUUUAGACAAAACAAACAAAGAGAACUCUUCUAUUGUCGAUGCUAUGAAAGAAGAAAACGACAGACAUGAGACAGAAACUAGAAUAGUGACAACAAAUGAUGAGACCGAACCAAACAAGUCCAAAAGUUCUAAAAAGAGCCAACGAAAGAAAAGGAAACAGAAGAAAGCCAAGUCAGAUAGCAAAGACUCAUCAGCUGCUUCGAAUGAAGCAAAUCAUGAUUCUCCUCAAGUCGCAUUGGAUCAUCUGCAGUCGAAUGACAAAACGAUCUCAUCGGUUGAAUAUCCACCGAAUGUUAUCAUUGACCCUUUGAGUCACCCUCAUUAUCCAUCAGAAGAAGCUUCCAAGGAUUCCUCGGAUAGUCGAAAUAGGAAAGAGUCUAUAAGAAUGAAUCCAACUAGCCAAACCUUAGAAAUGGAGUUGCAACUUAUGAAAGAAAAGGAAUUGCAAUUGCAGAAACGUUUAGAAGAGUUGCAAACCAAACUUGAAAAAUUAUUACUUUUGUAGUUUUAAGAAUCAAUUUUUUUACU